Messenger RNA from Benincasa hispida (wax gourd), 3055 nucleotides. Its product is annotated as pumilio homolog 12-like. Gene Ontology annotation, biological process: post-transcriptional regulation of gene expression. Gene Ontology annotation, cellular component: cytoplasm. The record is from RefSeq and is a predicted model, not a curated record. Gene Ontology annotation, molecular function: mRNA binding. NCBI's taxonomy places the organism in Eukaryota, Viridiplantae, Streptophyta, Magnoliopsida, Cucurbitales, Cucurbitaceae.
AGAAUCAAAAAAUUCAAAAGAAAAAUUAAAAAGGAAGAAACAAUUGAAAACGUAACACUCCAAAUCCAUGCAGGUUACUUGAUUACUCUCCCCCUUUUGAUAUUUUUGCCAAUCUCUCUUUAUUUUUCCUAUAAUUUCUCCUUCUUUAAUCCCUUCUCAUUCUCUUCCUCUUCACGCCGCCUCUCUUCUUCUUCUUCUUCUUCUUCUUCACCUACACCCCUUUUCUAUUCUAUUCGAUCAUUCAUGGAAAACCCACAUUUUAUUUUCCAACUUCUUUGAUAAAAAACUCUUCCUUUUCCUCUACAUUUUGCCCCCUUUUCGUCUUUUUCCCUCACUGAUGCGUUUUCUCUGACGUGGGUCUCUUGUUUUCUCUCAUCGCUUAUUGGGUUGGAAAUUUGUUCAAAUUAUGAUCUGAUCUUCGAUACUAAAAACUUUGUGCGUUUUGCUGCUUGGCAGGCUGAGAUCCUGAAGAACGCUUGUCAUCAAUAUUUGUGAGUUUCUUUGAAGAGUCUUCCAUUAGAGAUUUUCAUACCAAUGAGAACUUGAUGGAUGGAAAUAUAUCUAUGAGUAAUCUCCAGCAAUCAUCUAUGGAUCAAAUUUCAACUAGGCAAAAUUCUGUAUCAGGCGACCAGUCCUUGGCACUUGCAUUUGAAAAGUUAAACUUUGGUGAUGAGAUGACGGGGCGUGCUUGGAAGUCUCAUGCCAUUCUAUUGGAGGACCAUUACUCAGACAACUUGAAUAAACCAUUACAGACUAUGGAUCCAGCAGUGUUAGCUGCUUGGAGCUCCUCAAAUCACUUGACUAAUGGUGUUCACGAUCCUCAUUCGACAAGACUUGGCCACCAAAACUCUCCUUCCAGACAUAUACCUGAACAGUACAAGAAGUGGCAGCUUGGUCAGCUUCAGCCAUUUGAGACUUCUUCCCCUACUACGCAUCUAACUCAUGAGGUGGCUAAUGUGCCUGCUCCGUAUUCGCAGUUCCCCAUUGCAUCUCAAAGACAGCAAGUUUUCCACAAUGGGCGACGUUGCAUACAUCCACAACAGAUGAAUCUUCGUCAAAUUGGUUGGAAUUAUGCUGAGGAGGACCAGUUGUACAGGAUGCAUGAGCAGCACCCAUAUCUGCAGCAUCUUCAUAAUCAGCAAUUGGAACGUCUGCUUCCAAUUCAACAACAUGAGAACAUUGCAAGUAGGCUUUCAAGUCAGAAUCGUAAGCAGCAAUAUUAUGAGUUUCCAAUUGCUCACCAUCCUGAACAGUCUAAUCAUGAACCAUCAUGGAAAGCGAGUGCAUUUCGUAGGGGUUCAAACCAGUUAAAUUCUGUUUUUGGAACACAUUAUAUGGACACAAUUCAAGGUAUGGAGAAAGUUUCCUUUCCUAGAAAGAUGCUUGGAAGGAAUCCUGGACUGAACACUGCUGAUGCUUUGAGGUUUAUGUCUAUUGGUGCUGAUAAAUCAGCCAAUCAUGUCAACCAAAAUAGAUUCCUCCGCUCAAAUAGCUGUGUUCGGCACAAUAAUUUUUCAACAGCUACUGAAUGCAUGUGUCGUGAUCACUCCUCUGCUUUGUACUCAGAAUCCGCAAAUCUUAAGUUAGUGCCUGAGAGAUUUAACUCUGUUGAUGAAGUCAGGGGUAGAAUAUUUCUCAUGGCUAAAGACCAACAUGGUUGUCGUUUCUUGCAACGAAAAUUUAUGGAGGGUACUGAUGAAGAUAUUGAGAAGAUUUUCAAUGAAAUCAUCGAUCAUAUUGUUGACCUCAUGGUAGAUGCUUUUGGAAAUUAUCUAGUACAGAAGCUGCUUGAAGUUUGCAAUGACAAUCAGAGGAUGCAAAUCCUACGUAGAAUUACACAGAACCAUGGUGAACUUGUUAUAAUUUCAUGUGACAUGCAUGGGACUCGUGCUAUUCAGAAGGUUAUUGAAACUCUUAAAACCCAAGAGCAAGUUUACAUGAUUGUCUCAGCUUUAAAGUCUGGUAUAGUGACUCUGAUGAAAAACAUAAACGGCAACCAUGUGGCGCAACAUUGCCUUGAUUAUUUAAUGCCUAGUUGCCGUGAGUUAUUGUUUGAUGCUGCCAGAAAUAGUUGUGUCGAUCUUGCAACUGAUCGCCACGGUUGUUGUGUACUUCAAAAAUGCCUCAGUUGUUCCGAUAGUGCAGAUCGAGAUAAUUUAAUCAAUGAGAUCACCCAAAAUGCGCUGGUUAUUUCCCAAGAUCAAUAUGGGAACUAUGUUGUGCAAUUCAUCCUCAAGCUUAAUCUUCGAUGGGCUACAGAAGCUAUACUCAAACAGCUGGAGGGUAAUUAUGGGGACUUAUCCAUGCAGAAGUAUAGUAGUAACGUCGUCGAAAAAUGCCUGCAAUUUGCAGAUGGAGGACAACUUGCUAAAAUUGUGCUUGAAUUGAUGAACGAUCCACGAUUUGAUAAAAUCAUGCAGGACCCAUAUGGCAAUUAUGCAAUUCAAACGGCAUUGAAUAAUACUGAGGGUACUCUUCAUACUAAAUUGGUGGAAGCAAUAAGGCCACACGUUCCUGUACUUAGGACGAGUCCAUACGGGAAGAAAGUCCUCGCAAUAGUUGGAAAAUCUAAUUAACCAGUUACGAGACUGCUUCUAGUAAUCAUUUCGUCUUGGUAAGAAAAUAACUAAAAUAUUUGUUUUCCUCUAGUACUUUCUUUUGGUAAAAAGAGUUUAGGCCAGGUCUACCUGGAAAGAAACUUAUCAAAGGUGAAGACAUCCAUAUCUUCACUCCUAAUUGUUGUUUUGGAUAAAAAUUUAGGAUGCGUAAACGUCGGUCAGUCGUUUGGCUCGUUGGCCAUGUUAUUUUUUUUGUUUUUUUUUUCUUUUUCGUUUAUUCGGCAAAGUAAAUAAAGAGGUGAAGGUAUAGAGGGGGAAUAUAUGGAGUGUUGUACAUUUGUUGGGAUUCUAUUUUUGAAACUCAAUGCAUGUAGAAGAAGGGUAAAUGUGUGAGAUAGGAGAGAGGCUUUUUUUGGUUUGAGGAACUGAGGUAGCUUUGUACUGUGCUAUCUUUUUUGGUUGGGCUAUGUAAUUAUCACUCCUGUGAAUUAUAGCAA